UUCCUGCUUUCUUCUUCGAUGGAUAAAACGGUCAGGUUAUGGCACAUUUCCAGAAGAGAAUGCCUUUGCUGUUUUCAACAUAUAGAUUUUGUCACUGCCAUAGCUUUCCAUCCAAGAGAUGACAGGUAUUUUCUAAGUGGGUCAUUGGAUGGAAAGCUCCGUCUUUGGAACAUACCUGACAAAAAAGUCGCUUUGUGGAAUGAAGUAGAUGGUCAAACAAAAUUGAUCACAGCUGCAAAUUUCUGUCAGAAUGGCAAAUACGCCGUGAUUGGGACAUAUGAUGGCAGAUGUAUUUUCUAUGAUACAGAGCAUUUGAAAUACCACACACAAAUACAUGUCCGAUCUACCAGAGGACGCAACAAAGUUGGAAGAAAAAUUACUGGCAUUGAACCUUUACCCGGAGAAAAUAAGAUACUGGUAACCUCAAAUGACUCCAGAAUCAGACUGUAUGAUCUUAGAGAUUUGUCACUGUCCAUGAAGUAUAAGGGUUAUGUCAACAGUAGCAGCCAGAUCAAAGCAAGUUUCAGCCAUGAUUUUAGUUACCUCGUUAGUGGCUCAGAAGAUAAGUAUGUUUAUAUCUGGAGUACUUAUCAUGACCUCAGCAAGUUUACUUCAGUCAGGAGAGAUCGUAAUGAUUUUUGGGAAGGUAUUAAAGCACAUAAUGCAGUUGUUACAUCAGCCAUCUUUGCUCCAAACCCAAGUUUGAUGUUAUCUUUGGAUGUACAAUCUGAAAAAUCAGAAGGGAAUGAAAAAGGUGAAGAUGCUGAAGUUUUGGAUACCAUGCCCUCUGGUAUCAUGAAGACAGAUAAUACAGAAGUUCUUCUUUCUGCUGACUUCACUGGAGCAAUCAAAGUGUUUAUUAACAAAAGGAAAAAUGUAUCUUAAUUUGAAAUGACAUUUAAAAUAAAAAUAUCAGUAAGUUUCUAUAUGUAUUAGAACUGAAAAAAGUAUAGUGUUUCAGGCUAACAUCUUUUUUUUUUUUUUAAUUUUUACUGGAAGUUGUUCAAAUAUAAUAUAUUUUUUGAGUGGCAGUGUUAAUGAUCUAUAAACCCUGGACUGAUAGACAGAAAUGUGGCUAGAAUAACAUUGCCAAACAUUAGGCUUUAUGUUUUGUUAUAUUUGUGUUUUUGUUAUAUAAUUGUGAACAUGCACAGGUUUAUGCAUGAAAAUAUAUUAAUAUAUUAAUCACAUGUGUGUGCCUUUUGGUUACAUGCACUAAAUCUAACAGAGUUAAAUUAUUUCAGUGGCCCUUUUGGCCUCUUACAGGGAGGGGUGAGUCUUGUUUCUAGCUUAAACGAUUUCUUUUGCACAAAACUUCAUUUUUCAGAAAAGUGGUAUUGACUGAGUUACUGUUUUGAAAAUGUUAUACAGGUUUUCAAUAGGUCAACAACCAUGUGUAAAUGGUUUUUAUAAAUUUCUCAAUUUGGGGACAAGAUUUUUUUUUGGUCUAAAUUGUGGAUUUAAGAUUCUUUUCUUUGUAUGUAUAUAUAUAAUCUUUCUUUCUUUUCUUUCUCCCUUUUUUUCUUUCUUUUUUUUUUUUUUUUUUGCCACACUGGAGCACAAUGUUUCUAUGUAAAGAAUUCUUUUCAUUCUCUAUCCAUGAGCACCAGGCUUUGCUCACUUAAAAAAAUUAAGCCACAUUAAGGAGUGAGUCUUCUUUUUUUACUAAAAAUGAACUGUUUACAUUUUUUUAAAGCAUUGUAGUUUUAAAAAUUAAGCUGUUUUGUUUUGUGUUGUUGAAUUUGAAAGCCUUUGUAAAUAUUGAUAUAAUGUACCAAUGAAAUAACAUCGGGGGCAAUGGAACCCUGAUCAUGUUGUUGAUGGUUAGCAUAUGUUUCUGAAAAUUGAAUAUGUAUUAUUAAAAGUUGGUCGCCAAA
Odobenus rosmarus divergens (Pacific walrus) is the source of this 1877-nucleotide messenger RNA. RefSeq names its product WD repeat domain 44. The record is from RefSeq and is a predicted model, not a curated record. The transcript has 7 exons. NCBI's taxonomy places the organism in Eukaryota, Metazoa, Chordata, Mammalia, Carnivora, Odobenidae. Bases 19 to 885 code for a protein of 288 amino acids. Gene Ontology annotation, molecular function: protein binding.